UCCGUCGCCACCGUCUCUCCGGCAUCUCUCAGCUAUCGACUCCACCUUCCCCUACUAUAUUAUAUUCCAUCUUCUUCCAUUUCUAUCCCUCUGCUUUAUCAUACAUUCAACUUUGAUUUCAAAGUUUGGAGCUCUUAACACCCAAAUUCAUUUUCGAUUAACCGUCUAAUCGAUUCAGUAAUCUGUUUAAUUGGGCUAAUCUUAUCCGCCGAUUGUUUUCAGCACUUGCAUUUCUGAUCGUCCUUGGUUAUGAGGUCGGGCAAUCUUUGGAUCCAGAUGGUGAUUUUGUUGUCACUGCAUUUGAUGCUAAUUAUUGUCCGGUCAGGAGCGGUGAUGUUUCUGAUUGAAGGAAGCCUUGGCAAUACAUUUCACACAGCCACAAGAGAUUACAGAUUAACCCUUGAGUGUUUGUUAAGUUCACCAUACAAUUUACAAGUACAUUGGCAAGAAAGGGAAAGAACCAAAAUGUCCAUUUGAUUACAACUUUUAAGAUUGCACAUUUGGCCAAUAUCCUUUGAAAGAUGCCCAGCAACACUCAGCGAAGCAGCAGCGUCAAGUAUCAAAAGGAAUAGCUAAGGUACUUGCGGAGCAAUUGAUACAUUUUCAAUCAAAUAAGUUCCUUCCAAGAACAUGUCGUCUGCAACCUCCAAGUGGUUGAAAGGAUGCACAGGGUUGCAGAUAUUGUUUGCUAAUGGGAACACCUGUAAGGUACUGGAAAGUUGGUAGAUAAGUUACACCUAAUAUAAAAAAUUAAAAAUAAAAAUAGAAGUAAAGAAAGAAAAAGUUAAGAAGUUUCAGCUUUAAACUCCAGUUUAUGACCAUAGCUUGCAUCAAAUUUCUUCAUAUGGUUAUUUGUUUAUGGAGUUUGUUGCUAGUGUAUUAUCAGGAAACUUAGUAGUAGGAUGUUUAGGAACUUGCUCUCAAUUUAGUCAAUUUAAAUGGUAAAGGCAUUGAAUGAUUUAAUGCAUCACAUUGUUUGAGGAUUUCUCUUAGAAGAUGGUGGCAGUUCUCAUUUUACUUUAAAUGUCUUGCAACCUAAAUUUUCUUCAUGCUCGUGUCUAUAGAUCCAUGAGAAGGCUGUAAGGUACUGAAAAGAAAAUAAAAAGAAGUUUCAAGCUUUAAAGUCUAGUUUAUGACCGUAGCUUGUAUCAAAAUUCUUCAUAUAGUUAUUUAUUUAUGGAGUUUGUUGCUAGUGUAUUCUCAGAAAACACAACAGUAGAAUGUUUAGGCACUUCUCACAAAUUAUUCAAUCUUAAGGCAAUGAAUGAUGUAAUAUAUCACAUUGUUUCAGGAUUUCUCUUAGAAGAUGGUUGCAUUUUUCAUUUUACUUAAAUUUCGUGCAAUAAUGGAUGGCCUAAAAUUUCUUCAUGCUCCUGUCUAUCAUUCUGUGAGGAGGCUGUGAUAAAUGUUGCCUCUUUUUAAAAGUAGGCAGUUUGCAUUUACUUGCCAGAUUGUGCAGUAUUAACUCUCCUGGGUUGUUUAAUAUAUUGUUGCGAAACGGACAAGCAAUCCAAGUCUGACCAUUUUUUAGCUCUGAUUUUUGCUUUUUUUUUUGUUGGUGCAGCAAUAAAUAACAUUUUGAAACUGAUAUGCACCAACAAGGAGGUUUGCGUGAACAGUGUUUUUAAAAAUCUCACAGCUAAUGUUCCUUUUAUUUCAUUGUGUUCAGUUAUACCGUGAGAUAAUAGAAUCGAGGGUGCUUCAAUGUGUUUAUGGUUCACAUAGAUUUAUUCCUUUUAGCGAUUUUUGAAAUAAAUAAAGCUAUACAGUAUUAAAGUAGCAUUAAAGUUUGCAACCAAUGCAUUUCUUCGCAUUAUAUAUCGGAGAUGAUUCCUUUGGCGCGUCUAGAGAUAACAUUAGUGAGCGCAAGUACAGAAAGUCAGAAAGUCAUUAAUUGUCUUGACGCACAGAGUUGAGUCAUUUACGAUGAUAGAAUACUCGAGCGUCAGUUACAAGCGUUGACAAUGAGACCUGAUUCAAUGAAUAGUAGACGCCACAGACAUAACUAAUCAUCUUUUAAGAGGCUCUAUUUUUCUGCAAUGGCAACCUUGAGAACCAGUGGCGGAGCAAGCUUGAGCAAAAAGACUUGCAGAAGAUGGCACUGGACACAGGAGGAAGACGACCUCUUAACUUCCCUUGUCCAGAUGCAUGGACCAGGGAAGUGGGAUCAAAUUGCAACUCAUAUCCCAGGGAGGUCAGGGAAGAGCUGUAGGAUACGGUGGCUCAACCAGUUACACCCAGGGGUUGAUAAGAAACCGUUCAGCAUAGAAGAGAAACAAAGGCUGCUUGUGCUUCACAGAAAAUUGGGCAACAAGUGGGCUGUCAUCGUCCAUUACUUCCCUGGUCGAACAGAUAACCAAGUGAAGAACCAGUACCAUAUACUGGCAGGGACUCGGAAAUCUGCUCCUUUCCCUUCCAGAAAUGAUCCCCAUGUCCCUCUGGACAAUGAAUCUAGAGGUUUGUUUCAAAACCAGUGCAUUUCAAUGGUUGAUUCUGAUUUUUCUGAUGUCACCAGUCAAGGAACAAACUAUCAUGGAUCGGCUCCCAUGGUGAAUGUGAUGCCUGGCUUGAUUAGCAGCUCCUCGUCUGUGUAUGGCAUGGGUGGAUAUUUUACCCAGGUUGGGGCGGCCAUCCCGAGCGGCCUUGGUCCUCUCCCAAGCUAUGGCAAUUCCAUGACCUCUGAUGCAAAUUCUGCAGGUGUUGGAGGUUAUGAAUUCAUGGACUUUUUCAGGGUUGGACUUGGGAGUUCAGAUUAAAGUGUGGUUGCGUUUGUUGUUUGUUAUCUUGUUAUGCUUUUCUCACCUUGCUCUCUUAUUUCAUCUAUCCUGGAGCUGAUUUUUAUCAUAUGUAUGAGUUUGGAGACUCUAUUGUUUGGUGAUUUUCAUUUAGUGGAGACAAGGAUUUUUCAUGGCAGUUAGUUUGAUUUUUUUUAUAUCCAACUGAUAACAUUAUAUUAUUGGAU
Molecule: messenger RNA, 2962 nt
Organism: Salvia hispanica
Lineage: Eukaryota; Viridiplantae; Streptophyta; Magnoliopsida; Lamiales; Lamiaceae
Product: transcription factor MYB56-like
Biological process (GO): regulation of DNA-templated transcription
Cellular component (GO): nucleus
Molecular function (GO): RNA polymerase II cis-regulatory region sequence-specific DNA binding; DNA-binding transcription factor activity, RNA polymerase II-specific
Source: RefSeq, a predicted model, not a curated record